GCGCGCCGCUGCGCCUCCCUGCUCUGGUCGCCCCACCGCGGGGGACGCCACGCAGCGCGAGUCAUGCUGUCCGAGCCACAGCCCGGGAUGCCCGUUCUCGAGAAGCACGCGAUGCCGAUCGAGCCUCAGCGGCAGCGCCGGUCGCGGACGAUGUACUCUGCAGAGUACAAGCUGCGGGUCGUGCGUGAGGCGUUGGCCCGCCCACAAGCCUGCCGGAUCAAGCCCACGUGCCGCGAGCACCCGGGCAUCGAGCCGACGCAGCUGCGCAAGUGGAUCAAGAACAUCGACACGCUUGAGUCGCUCGCCGAACUCGAGGCUCGCCAGUUUGAGAUCCGGCGAGACUUUCACGUGAAGAACGGGCAAAAGGCUCUGCUCGGGCCGAGCGCGCAGAGCGGGGAGAGGGAGAUUGUGCAGCGCGAGCAGAAUGCGCAGAACCCGUUCGGACUCGCCUCGGGCAUGCUCGGCACCGUGCAGCAGCUGCAGAGCUUCACGCACUACAUGCAGUCGCUGCCGCAACAGUCGCUGCUGCAGGCGCAGCUCCAGGCCUCCAAACUGUACCACUCGGCGCCCGCGGCGUCGCAGGGGGCAAACGAGGCGCCACACCCGGAUCGCCUCCCCCCCCCCGCGAACGCUGCCAGCGUGCGCGUAUCCCCCCCCCCCCCCCCCCCCUCCCUCCCUCCCUCCCGCUUGCUGCGUGUAGGCACGAUGGAGGCGUGGAUGGCCGCCGUGGAUUCCCCCCACGUGCGCCGUCUGUCGGCCGAGGAGACCAUUGCGGCGGCGCCGGAUGCGUGCGAGUUCGUACCCGGGGCCGCCCCUCAAGUCGGAGAGAAGCGGCCUCGCGCGCUUCCCGCCUCCUCUCCCCCUCUGGCGCCCAAGGAGCUGGCGCUGCAGGACUGGCGCCUAGAUGCCGAAACACGGGAUCUGGUGCAGCUUCCUCCGCACUCUCUCGCUCCGAUGGGAUCUUUCGGCGGGUUCGCGCCGAGCGGCCCGCCGACCGCACCCGUGCCUCCGGCCGCGUCGGGGCCGCUCUGCGGCGCCGACGCCGUCGAGGUGAUUGCGCACAAUGCGAUGCGCGCCGCCGCAGCCGGAGGGAGCAGUGGAGCAAGCAGUGGAGAGGCAGGCGGCGCGGCGCCGCAGGAAUGGUCGCCGCCGCUCGACUGUGCCGUGCCGGCGGCCGAGCCGCUGGGCCCGUUUGAGGCAUUCUGCCCCGCCGCCGUGCGCUCGCACGACGGUCGCUCGCCCGGCCUCCCGAACGGCGCGGGGUUGGUGAUGUGGUGAUUCUGAAGGCGCCGGGCCGUGUCGCUUUGCCCGCCGUUUGGCGUGUGAGGGGACGCCGCUAGGGGAGGCGGGCGGGGGGGGGGGGGUGCCGCCCCCCUGCCACACUUACGGUCGCAUGAUCUUGCUCGUCGCGGCAGAGCAGGCAACGAGCAGGCACUCUACGUACGCUACGGUCUGGUCUGUCUGGGAGGAUCGAGCAGGGCGUCGGGCCACCGUCUCCGAAUGACAGCACUCGUGUCGGCCACGUCGCCUCCACGCCGCACCCGCGACGGGACGCGCCACGACCUGCGAGGCUGCUAGUACUCUCGAACUCUUACGAGGAAGUCGCGAUGCAUAUUCGGUCCGGGCGUCUCGCCUGGUGUACACUUGCUAUAUAUUUCUCGGGUCCGUUGGCCUCUUUUGUAGGGAAGAAUUUUGAUACCC
Emiliania huxleyi CCMP1516 is the source of this 1701-nucleotide messenger RNA. RefSeq lists its product as hypothetical. The transcript has 5 exons. The coding region runs from base 64 to 1278 and encodes 404 amino acids. Gene Ontology annotation, molecular function: DNA binding; transposase activity. Lineage: Eukaryota; Haptophyta; Isochrysidales; Noelaerhabdaceae. Gene Ontology annotation, biological process: DNA transposition. The record is from RefSeq and is a predicted model, not a curated record.